This is a messenger RNA of Phyllostomus hastatus (greater spear-nosed bat), 1572 nucleotides long. Its product is annotated as steroid 21-hydroxylase. Gene Ontology annotation, molecular function: steroid 17-alpha-monooxygenase activity; iron ion binding; heme binding. Gene Ontology annotation, biological process: progesterone metabolic process; hormone biosynthetic process. NCBI's taxonomy places the organism in Eukaryota, Metazoa, Chordata, Mammalia, Chiroptera, Phyllostomidae. The record is from RefSeq and is a predicted model, not a curated record.
AUGCUGCUCCUUGGGCUGCUGCUGCUGACUGUGUUGGCUGGUGCCCGCCUGCUGUGGGGCCAGUGGAAGCUCAGGAGCCUCCACCUCCCACCUCUUGUCCCCGGUUUUCUGCACCUACUGCAGCCUAACCUUCCCAUCUACCUGCUUGGCCUGGCUCAGAAACUCGGGCCUGUCUAUAGGCUCCGCCUCGGGCUACAAGAUGUGGUGGUACUGAACUCUAAGAGAACCAUUGAGGAAGCCAUGGUCAAGAAGUGGGUGGAUUUUGCCGGCAGACCCCAGAUACCAUCCUACAAGCUGGUGUCUCAGCACAGCCAGGACCUCUCACUUGGGGACUACUCCCUGCUCUGGAAGGCCCACAAGAGACUCACCCGUUCUGCCCUCCUGCUGGGCAUGCGCAGCUCCAUGGAGCCCCUGGUGGAACAGCUGACCCAGGAGUUCUGUGAGCGCAUGAGAGCCCAGGCCGGUGUCCCCGUAGCCAUCCAGAAGGAAUUCUCUUUCCUCACCUGCAGCAUCAUCUGCUGCCUCACCUUUGGAGACAAGGUCAAGGCUCUCUCAAGCUCACAUCUGCUUGGACCCACUCCUCGGCCCCUCCCUGCCCUCCUUGUCCUAAACUGAAAGGAUUCCCUCUUCUGGCAGGAGGAUACCUUAGUACAUGUCUUUCACGACUGUGUCCAGGACUUGAUGAAAACCUGGGACCACUGGUCCAUCCAAAUUUUGGACAUCUUUCCGUUCCUCAGGUUCUUCCCCAACCCCGGCCUCUGGAGGCUGAAGCAGGCCGUGGAGAACAGGGACCACAUUGUGGAGGAGCAGCUGAGGAGGCACAAGGAGAGUAUGGUGGCCGGACACUGGAGGGACAUGAUGGACUACAUGCUUCAGGGCGUGGGGAAGCCAAGAGUACAGGAGGCUCCCGGACAGCUCCUCGAAGGGCAUGUGCAUAUGUCUGUGGUGGACCUUUUCAUCGGUGGCACGGAGACCACUUCAACCACUCUCUCCUGGGCUGUGGCGUUCUUGCUUCAUCACCCUGAGGUUCAGCAGAGACUGCAGGAGGAGCUGGACCGUGAGCUGGGCCCUGGGGCUGGGAGCUCACAAGUCCCGUACAAGGACCGCACGCGACUGCCCCUGCUCAAUGCCACCAUCGCCGAGGUGCUGCGCUUGCGGCCAGUGGUGCCCCUGGCCCUGCCACACCGCACCACUCGGCCCAGCAGCAUCUUCGGCUAUGACAUCCCCGAGGGCACAGUCAUCAUCCCCAACCUCCAGGGGGCCCACCUGGACGAGACGGUCUGGGAGCGGCCACACGAGUUCUGGCCUGAUCGCUUCCUGGCCCCUGGCGCUAGUCCCAGCGCUCUGGCUUUCGGUUGCGGGGCACGCGUGUGCUUGGGCGAGCCGCUGGCGCGCCUAGAACUGUUCGUGGUGCUGGCGCGCCUGCUGCAGGCCUUCACGCUGCUGCCACCCACAGGCACCCUGCCCUCCUUGCAGCCCGAGCCCCACGGCGUGAACCUCACUGUGCAGCCUUUCCAGGUGCGGCUGCAGCCCCGAGGAGCAAGUGGCCCUGUGCUGGGAGAGAGUCAGUGA